Messenger RNA from Chaetomium fimeti, 1315 nucleotides. Its product is annotated as glycoside hydrolase superfamily. The transcript has 3 exons. Gene Ontology annotation, biological process: carbohydrate metabolic process. Gene Ontology annotation, molecular function: hydrolase activity, hydrolyzing O-glycosyl compounds. The record is from RefSeq and is a predicted model, not a curated record. The coding region runs from base 168 to 1298 and encodes 376 amino acids. NCBI's taxonomy places the organism in Eukaryota, Fungi, Ascomycota, Sordariomycetes, Sordariales, Chaetomiaceae.
UCGACAACAGCAUCGCGGUGGAGGACCCCGGAUGGGCCCAUGAACCCGGGGAUUGCGGACCGCCGCCCUGCCCGAGCAGCCCUCCCGUGAUUAAAUAGGAGGGCGGUGUCGCCGCUUCUCUUGCGUUCGCCAGGCACUCUCUCCCAGACCUUCAACACCACGUCAAGAUGCAUCUCCCCUCGUCGCUCCUCUUCCUGGCCUCCCUGCCCCUGGGCAUGGCGGGCAAGGGCAAGGGCAAUGGUCCCAAGACCGGCCUCGAUGCCCUCGCCAAACGCGCUGGCCUCAAGUACUUUGGUGCCGCCACCGACUCCCCCGGCCAGCGGGAGCGCGCCGGUUACGAGGAGUCGUACGCUCAGUAUGACGAAAUCAUGUGGAAGUCGGGCGAGUUCGGCUCGACGACCCCCACCAACGGCCAGAAGUGGCUGUUUGCCGAGCCCGCCCAGGGCCAGUUCAACUUCACCGAGGGUGACAUCGUCACGUCCCUGGCGCGCGAGAACGGCAUGUACCUGCGCUGCCACGCCCUCGUCUGGCACAGCCAGCUCGCCCCCUGGGUCGAGUCCACCGAGUGGACCCCCGAGGAGCUGACCAAGGUCGUCGUCGACCACAUCACCAACGUCAUGGGCCACUACAAGGGCCAGUGCUACGCCUGGGACGUGGUCAACGAGGCCCUGAACGAGGACGGUACCUACCGCGAGUCCGUCUUCUACAACGUGCUCGGCGAGGACUACCUCAAGCUGGCCUUCGAGACCGCCGCCAAGGUCGACCCCAAGGCCAAGCUCUACUACAACGACUACAACCUCGAGUGGCCCAGUGCCAAGACCGAGGGCGCCCAGCGCAUCGUCAAGCUGCUCCAGGAUGACGAUAUCCGCAUCGACGGCGUCGGCCUCCAGGCCCACCUGGUUGCCGAGGACCACCCCACCCUGGACCAGCACAUCGACGCCAUCAAGGGCUUCACCAAGCUCGGCGUCGAGGUCGCCCUGACCGAGCUCGACAUUCGCCUCAAGACCCCCGCGACCCCCGAGAACCUCGAGCUGCAGAAGCAGGCCUACAAGAACGUUGUCGGCGCUUGCGUCCAGGUCUGCGGCUGCAUCGGUGUCACCAUCUGGGACUUUUACGACCCCUUCAGCUGGGUCCCCUUCGUCUUCGAGGGCGAGGGCGCCGCUCUGCUGUGGUUCGAGGACUUCUCCAAGCACCCUGCCUACGACGGCGUCGUCGAGGCCCUGACCAACCGGACCACGGGCGCCGGCAAGGGUAAGGGCAAGGGCAACGCGAAGCGCGCCACCAUCUGGAGUGCCUAAAGCAUAGGUUGUGGGCG